Bemisia tabaci is the source of this 2737-nucleotide messenger RNA. It is a transcript of the gene Rrp45, whose product is annotated as exosome complex component Rrp45. Lineage: Eukaryota; Metazoa; Arthropoda; Insecta; Hemiptera; Aleyrodidae. Gene Ontology annotation, biological process: U5 snRNA 3'-end processing; U1 snRNA 3'-end processing; nuclear-transcribed mRNA catabolic process, deadenylation-dependent decay. Gene Ontology annotation, molecular function: mRNA 3'-UTR AU-rich region binding. Gene Ontology annotation, cellular component: nuclear exosome (RNase complex); cytoplasmic exosome (RNase complex). The record is from RefSeq and is a predicted model, not a curated record.
AACAUAACAUCCAUCUGUUCUGUCCAUGUGCAUGUGCAAUGAUUCUACUCACUAAAGCAUGCACUGACUAACUUUAGUCGAAGCGGUGGUACCUAAAGCUUUUUUAUUAUUCCAGUUAGCAUAUUAAAUAAUUCAUCUGUGAUUCUUCCUGUUUUUGCGGAUAUGUAAUAAAGGAUGAAGGAACUAAUAGUGUCAACGUGUGAGAAAAACUUUAUCCGCCAAGCUGUGUCUCAAGGGAAGCGUCUUGAUGGAAGAAAAUUUGAUGACUUACGGAAACUGGACAUUAAAUAUGGAUUAGAAUGGGGCAGUUGUGUUACUACAUUAGGAAGUACAAAGGUGGUAGCUCAAGUUUCAUGCGACGUACAAGUACCUAAAACGUCAAGACCCAAUGAAGGUCUUCUGUUCAUCAACGUGGAGCUCAGUGGAAUGGCAUCUGUACACUUUGAGUCAGGAAAAAUAAAUGAUGCCGAGGUUAAGAUAAAUCGGAUACUUGAAAAAUGUUUCCGAGAAUCUAAGUGUAUUGAUUUGGAGGCCUUAUGUAUUGUUGCUGAAGAAAAGGUCUGGAAUGUACGUGUUGAUCUCAAUAUCCUAAACUAUGAAGGAAAUGUCGUUGGUUGCUGUUCUAUCGCGGCGUUGGCUGCACUUGCGCAUUUUCGACACCCUGAUGUGACAUCCACAGGAGAGGGGAUCAUCAUCCAUUCAGAAGCAGAGCGAGAUGCCAUCCCUUUAACUAUUCACCACUAUCCUGUUGCAGUUUCAUUUGCAUUAUUUGAUCAAGGGAAGCAUAUAAUACACGAUCCGACCGCUUUAGAAGAGCAUGUAUCUGACGUUCAACUAGUCGUAUGUGUCAAUAGCUAUAGAGAACUGUGCGGCCUUUAUUUAGAGGGUUCUUCCAUUAAAACUGUGGAUCUAGUGGUCAGGUGCUCCAGUCAAGCAGCUAAAAUAGCCAAGAGGCUUGUGGAUUAUGUGAGAGAUACACUCCAGGAAGACCAAAAUGUCAGGAAUUCCAACAUGCAAGUACCAGGCUUGGUUUCAUGUGUUAACGAAGACUCCUUGUUUGCUUUAUCGCAAGAGCGGCUAAUCAUCAAACUGACAGACAGGGAACUCCAGGAGAAAAUAAAAGAAUUGACCACAGAAACUGAAGAAAAAUUAGAUGUUGAAAUGAAGGAUUGUAGUAAUGAAGAUAUGAAAAUAGUCUCAACCGGACCCAGUUCUGCUGAAUUAGUCAGCAAUCUUGAUGUGAAGGUUGGCCUUGGUGAUAAAAAUGCAUGGAUGGUCGAUGAAGGUGGUGAUUAUUCCAGUGAGUCUGAAAAUUCAGAGGUGGAACUAGUCCAGGAAGUCAGUCGUCAUGAAAAAGUCAUUCAACUAGAAUUGAGUGGUGAUAGUGAGGAAGAAGAGGUAACUGUACUGAAACCUGAAAACCUUGAACAAAGAGAUUUGUCUCAAAAACUCCCAAAGAAGAAGAAAUCCGGAAAAAAGUAAUCUCCUUCUCCAAAGUGAACAACUUACAGAACCUGAAACACAGCAGCUGAAUUCAUCUAUGCUCCACUAACAUCUAAAAAUAUCAAAACUUCUGAUGAUGGUUUUUUGAAAAUACCGUUAUCUUACGGAUCUGUAUUAACUUUUUUUUUUUCUUUUUUUUUUCAGUCUCACAUUAAGUUGGGAUAGGCCCUCGUUAAUAAAAAAAAUAAAAAAAAAACCAUUCGCAGUAAAACAAACUAUGACCUCUAACAAACCUCAAAAAUGCAAUGUGACAGUGUAAGUCGGUAGUCACAUAACUCGGUUUGCGACGUCGCAGACUUCCUGUCGUACUUUAUUUUUUAUACAGAAAGCUACUUAACUGCAAUUCUUUAAAACUGCCGUGAUUUUUCUUUCUGUGCGAAGAAAAUUCUGCAAACACCUCAAGGAAUGAUGUUAAUUUGUUCUCCUUUAAAAAAAUAACAAAGGCAGAGAUUUUCAAACACCGCAAACGAGAUAUGUGGUUGCAGACUUAUGCCAUCGAAUGAUAAAGUAACUCAAUCAGAUAAAAGAAGAAAGAUAUUUUUGUGCUCAUAUUUUUAAAAUCAGAAAUCUAUACCUCAAAUCGUCGCCCUUCUGACUUCAGGGCGUUUCUCUGUGAGCCCCAAAAAGUAUGUAGAAUGAAUGGGCAAUAGGGCUCAUCCAAAAGUGUAGAUAUGCCCUUAUAUCAUAGGAGCGACAAAGUACAUGCACGGAAUGGAACUAAGUCACAUGUAGGUAAAGACGAUUCAGGGGUAGUUUCAAGCUGAUUCAGGUAACAAUUUUCUCCUGUCAGAAAUUUAAAGUUAAAAGAAAAUAAUUUUAAUUCGAGAAAAGAUGUUGAGCCUCACAUGUGACACAGUAUCUUGUGAAGCUUUAAAGAUUUAAACCACUUUCACUCGGUUCAAUCUUGAUGUGACUUGAUUCCGUUUGGUUAGGCAAGGUCCAUACCUACAAGUCUGCCUAGAAAGUUUUCAAAGAGACAAGCCUGCAUAGGCAUAAAAAUUUGUAAGGCAGUCCAGUAAAAGUAUGCUGGCCAACUGGUCAGGUUUGAAGCUAAUACGUGUUGAUAAAAAGUCUGAUGAAGGUAAGACUUUUUAUGGUUGCAGUAGGGUAUACUGCUCUCCAUUUGUGUAUUUCAAUUUUCUAUUUUUGUUACACCCCAGGACAUGCAUGAUUUCAAUGAAAAAAAAACGUAAUAAACUUUCAACUGUUUUAAUAAAUUUUCGAAGUUUCAAGA